Molecule: messenger RNA, 1098 nt
Organism: Caenorhabditis remanei
Lineage: Eukaryota; Metazoa; Nematoda; Chromadorea; Rhabditida; Rhabditidae
Exons: 5
Coding region: 1-1098 (365 amino acids)
Source: RefSeq, a predicted model, not a curated record
AUGACUAAUUUACUCAAACUUGUCUUCAUCGGAUUUAUAUUCAUAGUCAGUGUUCAUGGAGCAAGUGUGUUGGCUGGGAAUUGCUCAUUGGCGGAUAAAUCCCAUGCAAUUUCGUGUGGAUUGCGCGCCAAGGAGUUUGGAGAGAAAGUUAAGAAUCUUGAUGAUGACAAUGAAGAUCAGAUGAAAGAAUUUAGAAGAUCGUGUGAUGCUCUUAAAGACUGCACUCGUACUCUUGGGCACUGUGGAGCAAUGCAAGAUGAAGACACAAAGAAAGGGUUCGAUUACAUGAAUUCGAUCUGCACUCUCAUUGAGUUUGGAGCCACCGAGUUCAAGAGUUGUGAUGAUAAACUUGAUAAAACCGAAUCGAAAUGCGUCAAGGAUUAUAAUCCCUUCCAGAUUCAACAGGACUUGUUUGAAAAAUCAGAUAUAACGGAAACAUGCAGUAACCUUUUUGGAAAGGAUAAUUGCUUCAAAAAGGCAGUUACUGAUGCUUGUGGUGCCAACGAAUGGGAGAAACUUAAGCAACGUUAUCUUUCAUUGAAUGACCGCGUCAAGAAAUGCAAUUUUGAGGGAACCGGAGGUGUUUUAGCUGGGGAUUGCUCAUUGGCGGAUAAGCACCAUGCAGUGUCGUGUGGAUUGCGCGCAAAGGAAUUUGGAGCGCAAGUUAAGAAUCUCGAUGAUGACAAUGAGGAUCAGAUAAAAGAAUUUAGAAAAUCGUGUGAUGCUCUUAAAGACUGCACUCGUACUCUAGGACACUGUGGAGCAAUGCAAGAUGAAGAGACAAAAAAAGGAUUCGCUUACAUGAAUUCAGUCUGCACUCUCAUUGAGUUUGGAGCCACCGAAUUUAAAAGUUGUGAUGAAAAACUUGAUAAAACCGAAUCAAAAUGUGUUAAGGAUUAUAACCCCUUCCAGAUUCAACAGGACUUGUUUGAAAAAUCAGAUAUUACGGAAACAUGCAGUAACCUUUUCGGAAAGGAUAAUUGCUUUAAAAAAGCAGUUACCGAUGUUUGUGGUGUCAACGAAUGGGAGAAGCUUAAGGAACGUUAUCUUUCACUGAAUGACCGGGUCAAGAAAUGCAAUUUUGAGGGAAUUGUUUAA